Molecule: messenger RNA, 474 nt
Organism: Syzygium oleosum
Lineage: Eukaryota; Viridiplantae; Streptophyta; Magnoliopsida; Myrtales; Myrtaceae
Product: blue copper protein 1a-like
Exons: 2
Coding region: 1-474 (157 amino acids)
Cellular component (GO): plasma membrane
Molecular function (GO): electron transfer activity
Source: RefSeq, a predicted model, not a curated record
AUGGCUUCUUGGUUCGCCAUCCUUGCCAUUGCUACGCUUGUCGCCCUCCCGUCGGUCGCCCUGGCGACGCAGUGGACCGUCGGAGACGGUUAUGGCUGGAACAUUGGCUACAAUUACACGGAUUGGGCCGAGGAAAAAGUGUUCCUCGUCGGAGAUAGUCUCUUGUUCAGCUACCUAGCGGGCUUCCACAAUGUGUUAAAACUGAGCAACGCGACCGACUUCCAAGCGUGCAAGAAACCGCCGGAGAAUGAGGCCCUCACUAGUGGCCACGAUGUCAUCCCUCUCAAGACCACCGGGGUCAAGUGGUACAUCUGCGGGAUCCAAGACCACUGUGCCGUGUUCAACCAGAAGCUCAAGAUCACGGUCGUGGACCACACGCCAAGUGACAAGAAAUCGGCUGCCAAUGCCCUCGUUUCGUCCAGCUUCAAGAUUCUUGUAGCCGCUGCGGUUGCUCUUGUCUUGGUCACAGCUUGA